GCACGCAUGGCGAGCUUCGAUCACAGCAGCCUACAAGUGCGCGUCGACCGGGUCGACCGCGUCUAUAGGCCAGGCGACGUGAUCGCGGGCACCAUCGUCGCCCGCGUGCGGAAAGGCUGGCGCCACCAGGGAGUCGGGCUGCGCGCGCUCGGCGCGGUCGAGAUCGCGCACCACCUGCGGCCCUUCAUGAACGAAGCGUCGGUGCUGACACCGCCGGGGCAUUUCUCGGACGGCGAGCACGCGUUAAGGUUCGAGAUCGAGCUGAGGCCCUGCCCCGGCGCCGAGCUCCUCGAAUCCUAUCACGGCAGUGCAAACGUUACGUACACGUUGAUCUGUACCUGUCGCCGCGGGCCGCUGAGACCCGCCCUCGAGGCGCGGUGCGAGAUUUUCGUCGAAGUCCCGUCGGGCCCGCCGCCGCAGCCGGCCCCGACGACGUUUAUGGUCGCGCGCGAAAAAGGACUGCGGGUCGCGGGUAAAGUGGACUCGACGCGGUGCUUGCUCGAUCGCCCCUUCACGGGCGAGCUGCGAAUCGACGAGUGCGCCGAGCGCAUACGAUCCGUGGACAUCGCCCUGAUGCGGCGCGAGACCGUAAGCGGCGUCCUGGGGCGGGCCGCAGAAGUCCGCAGAACCCAGAUUGUGGAUGGCGACGUCACGCGGGGAAUCGAUAUCCCGAUCCACGUCUUUUUUCCACGCCUCUUCGCCUGCCCGAGCCUUGCUAUCGACGGCCUGAGCGUCGCGUUCGAGGUGGAUGUUGUUGUGUCUUUCGGAGAGGGCCUGGUCGCCAGGGAGUCGAUUCCCGUGGUGCUGUAUCGCUGA
Molecule: messenger RNA, 816 nt
Organism: Pelagomonas calceolata
Lineage: Eukaryota; Pelagophyceae; Pelagomonadales; Pelagomonadaceae
Source: the annotation of a GenBank genome assembly